AUGUUGUUUAUUACACGACUGCUGAAUUACCCUUCAAAAGAAGACAAGAAAAAAGAUGAAUACAUUCGGUACCUUAAAGGUGUGCAAAGUUCACUGGAACAAACUUUGUAUGAUCAAUUAAAUAAAGAAAAUGAAGAGAAACAAAUAAUUCAAGGUCUCAGCAACCAGUUCCAGCGCCUGGUCAUUGAGGUCCAAGAGGCUAAAGACAGACACUUAAAUGAGAGCAAUUACGAACAUUUAUUCUCAUCACAGUGUAGAAGAUAUGUCAAAAUGCAGAGAAAAAUGCGAAACUGCAAAAAGAAAUAUCGACGACUCCGCAGACUUCUUGAAAUACAUCAACUGAAUAUCCAAGAAAUGAAGAAGCGUCUGCUAAAAGUGAAAUUAUGCACUGCGGAAAUUGAACAGAAUCAGAAGAGUUUAUAUCGACGUAAAGCUCGGGCUGAAGCCAUCGCUGAAUUUUACAGAUCGAAGACUAAACUAAAUUCCUUAAGUGCUUCCUGGCCAAGACGUAUUUCUCAGAGCAAUAAUGCGCAGACGAUGGUUAAUUCUACACAUUCUUAUUGUACUGAUAUCCCUUUUUAA
Molecule: messenger RNA, 582 nt
Organism: Thelazia callipaeda (thelaziosis nematode)
Lineage: Eukaryota; Metazoa; Nematoda; Chromadorea; Rhabditida; Thelaziidae
Source: the annotation of a GenBank genome assembly